Molecule: messenger RNA, 681 nt
Organism: Cylicostephanus goldi
Lineage: Eukaryota; Metazoa; Nematoda; Chromadorea; Rhabditida; Strongylidae
Source: the annotation of a GenBank genome assembly
AUGGAUCAGGAAAGUAAUGAUCAGGACCCGGGAGAUGCUGACAAAGCAGCAGGUGCAGAGGCUAAUUCGAACGAGUCUUCUUCAAAGGAUGAUGAACUUGCUAUUGCUGGCGUAUCUACACAUGAUCUAGCUGAGCUUGAAAAAAAUGUUAUCGAAGACAUUCUUGGGGAAGGUGCGGAUGCGUCAGGCUUCGAUCUGUUCAGAGGCCCGGAAACUUCUGACAAUAGCCGUUUUACUCCGAGUCCAUCAACCUCUGCGGACCAGUCCGGUCUCUGUAGCAGAGCUAGUGAUGAAGACUAUAUCCCUGGUGAAGGUGAUACUAUCAGUGAAGCAAGCUCAUCGGGAGUUGAAGAAGUUGAAGAAAGCACUGAAGAAAGCAACGAUGCUCCCAAAGCGAAGCGCCGUCGACUUCCGAAACCUAAGAAGUUACUGAAACUAUGUGUUGAUGACAGUAACGACAAGGAUUUCGAGGAGCGAUUGAGUAAUACCGUUGCAACCGAGGGCAAUGAAGAAUCUGAUUUCAAAGAGCUGACUGACACUAUCAAACUCCAUAGACAAGUUUGGGAUCGUUUAUAUAAAUACCAGAAAAAAGGUGUAGUAUGGCUAUGCGGUUUGCAUGAGCAGUACGUUGGAGGUAUAUUAGCUGAUGAAAUGGGUCUCGGAAAAACCAUACAGGUAUAA